UUGAAAAUCUAUUGUGUCUGCGAUUCCCACGAUCGAGGUAUAAUGAAAAAGUCAAGUCCUCAACAGUUGGAGACGAUGGUCACUUUCAUGGAAGAGCACGGUGAUCUCAGUAAACCCUCAAAUAGCGCCAAGGGUAGAAUAGAAAUGUUGAGAAGAUGGGAACAAUUAACUUCUCUAUUAAAUAGUAAUGGCACCGGCGACUCCAAACCCACAGAAAAAUGGAGAAAGGAUUAUCCUACUGUGAAUGUUGUUGAUGCUGCAAUAGAGAAUCAUGACUACUCUCAGGUAGAACAAAAUCAACUCAAUUUUACAAAACGUGGCAAUUACUUGAUCUGCGAAACUGAAAAUUCUAGUCCCGAAUCUCAGACUACGGAAGAACCUUUGCCAAAGAAAACCAAGUUGUCAACUGAUUCCCAGAAAACUUACUGUGACUCGCAAGAAGAAUUCCCCGAUUCUCAGCCUUAUGAUGAUAAUAUAAGUUAUUGCAAAGAAAAUGAUAAAUACGACGCCAAAGACGCUUUUAUCGCUAAGGAAAAAGAAUAUCAAUGUAACGAUUUUUUCGGAAGAAUAGUAGCGUUAGAAUUGGCAAAGUUUCACGGAAAUAUGCGAUAUAAUAAGAUGAAGGAAAUAUUGGAGAUUUUAAAGGAAUAAUUCUUAAUAUUUCUUUGUCUGCAAAUAAUUAUCCGCCUAGGUACAUAAGACUGAUAAAUAAUUAAAAAUGUUGAAAUUUGGGACCAACCCAGUACAUCACAUGGCCAUGUAAGCUCGCAACCUCUUCUCACUCUACAAAUAACACUUCCUAAAUCCUACACAAGAAAAUGAUACAGUUGAAGGUAGUGAAAGCAUGCACAAGCUUACAUCAAGACAACCCCAAGUACCUGCUCCUGAGGUAUAUCCUGCUUGGACUGGCCAAACCAUGCCUCAAGAAUCCCCUCGGCGACGUAUCAGAAGUUCCCCCCGUAGAGUUGCCAGGGGAUCUCCCCGGGGUCCAGGGACUUAGCCAAAGAUCGAGGAGAAGAUCACCAAGACAUUAAUUAGACUGGCUGACUGGACACACUGAGGAGGCUGCACAGCACUUUCUAAACUGAUUGGGAGUGGAGACAGUUUUAUUAAAAAAUUAACAUAGGGAUUAUAUUGAAAAAAGGAGAGAACAAAAUCUUAUCAGAGAGAUGGAAUUGCAAACCCAAAGAACUUGGCAAGCUGUUGCCAGGGCCCCCGUAAGGGCUACUGGCGCCUGUGUGCAAAAAAAUGGAUUUUG
Aricia agestis (brown argus) is the source of this 1258-nucleotide messenger RNA. RefSeq lists its product as uncharacterized. Lineage: Eukaryota; Metazoa; Arthropoda; Insecta; Lepidoptera; Lycaenidae. The record is from RefSeq and is a predicted model, not a curated record. The coding region runs from base 43 to 651 and encodes 202 amino acids. The transcript is spliced from 6 exons.